This is a messenger RNA of Cephus cinctus (wheat stem sawfly), 8579 nucleotides long. RefSeq names its product cyclin-T. Lineage: Eukaryota; Metazoa; Arthropoda; Insecta; Hymenoptera; Cephidae. Bases 589 to 4848 code for a protein of 1419 amino acids. Gene Ontology annotation, molecular function: cyclin-dependent protein serine/threonine kinase activator activity. The record is from RefSeq and is a predicted model, not a curated record. Gene Ontology annotation, biological process: regulation of transcription by RNA polymerase II; positive regulation of DNA-templated transcription, elongation. Gene Ontology annotation, cellular component: nucleus; cyclin/CDK positive transcription elongation factor complex. The transcript is spliced from 9 exons.
ACGCAGGGUACCGUGCCUGGGAAGUUAAUUCCAUGUUCCAGUGGGAAAAGAAAGACGUUUUUAAUUACCGGUUGUUCUCUUCGCAGUUACUUUCUCGGUUCUUGUUAUUAUUUAAUUGUGAAGAUUGUGCUUAUUUUGCUUCUCGAUUCAAUAGUAUUGCGGUGGAACUUCGUCGCAUUAAAUUGUUUGUACGUCGGUUUCGUAUACAUACUUAGGUUAAGUUCUACAAUAAUAGGUCAUUCACAUGGCAGAAUUAGUUCAUAGAAAUUUGUAUGAAACUGUAAUACCCAUAUUUUAUAAUCUAAUGUGGACAAACUUAACCCUAAAUGGAUCAUCUUUUAAUCUGCAAAUCAUAAGGAAAAAAAUUGAGUAGGUAGUUGAAAUAUCUAAACUGCACUCGGGGAUCGCAUUCGUAUAGUUAACCACGUUACCGGCUGUAUUGUACGAGCAUGCGUACUAACGCAUAUCCGUUUAGUUCACUGUGAAGUUUGUCUGGAUUCGUGGUGGAAAAAAAAACAAGUGUGGCGUCGCAGUGGCUUGAAGUUGUCCGAACGAAUUGUGUGAGGUGAAGUGUGUGUAUAUAUAUAAAUGGCGGCUGACGAAAAAUGGUACUUUACGAAAGAACAGCUUGCAAACACGCCAAGUCGAAAAUGUGGGAUCGACGCCGAUAAGGAACUAAGCUACAGACAGCAAGCGGCUAAUUUCAUCCAGGACAUGGGACAACGGCUUGCCGUAUCACAAUUAUGUAUCAAUACGGCUAUUGUAUACAUGCACCGGUUCUACGUGUUCCAUUCGCUAUCACAAUUCCACAGGAAUGCGAUAGCAGCGGCGGCCCUCUUUCUGGCUGCAAAAGUCGAGGAGCAACCAAGGAAGUUGGAACAUGUUAUCAAAGUGGCAUACAUGUGUCUUCACAGAGAUCAGACGCCACCUGAUACGAAAUCUGAGCAAUACCUCGAACACGCUCAAGAUCUGGUUUUCAAUGAGAACGUCCUACUGCAAACGUUGGGGUUCGAUGUAGCUAUAGAUCAUCCUCACACUCACGUAGUUAGAUGUUGUCACCUGGUUAAAGCGAGCAAGGACUUAGCCCAGACUUCAUACUUCAUGGCAUCUAACAGUUUACACUUGACGACCAUGUGCCUUCAGUACAAACCUACGGUCGUAGCCUGUUUCUGCAUACAUCUCGCCUGCAAAUGGUCUAAUUGGGAGAUACCUCAAAGCAACGAGGGAAAACACUGGUUUUGGUAUGUCGAUCGGAGUGUCACUUCUGAGCUUCUGCAGCAGCUCACCGCAGAAUUCCUCCAUAUAUUCGACAAGUGUCCAUCCAGACUCAAAAGAAAGAUCAUGAGCAUAUCCGCCACCCAGAGCCCCAGCAUUAAUCACCCUAGUUUGCCAAAUUCCCCAUUUGAUGUGGAACCUAGAAAAGUACAGAGUCCUGCGGCUGGCGAUGGAGGACCAACGUUCCAGUCUAAUCGACCGUAUCUCUCCGACAAGCAGGAGGAUAAGAAACCAUUGUCGUCUUCUAUACCAGGACGGCCACAGGUGGACUAUAGGGAAUACAAAGAGAAGAAGGAACGUGAGCGCCUUGAGCGAGAAAAAACCGUUGCUGCUGCUUCUGCGACUGCUGUAUCCGUUACGGUCGCUGCUGCUUCAGGGACCAAUCCAUCUGCUCAUAUGUCAGAAUUAAAUAAGCACCAUUCUCAUCAUCAUAAGUCGGUGUCCAGUGUUGGACUUCCCAAUAAACAUCCUAUGCCACCUGGUCAAAAGUCGAGUAUGCAUCAUAAUCACAAUCAUAGACCAGAGAUGAAGACUGGUAUGAUAGCCACACAUAGACACUCUGUUAACAACCAACCCAGGGAUCCUAAUCGGGAUCUUAAUCGACAAAGAAUUGCUAGGGAAUAUAAUUCAAGUAGUGGCACUAGUGGCGGUACCAUGUAUUCCCAUUCUCAUACGACACAUCUGGCAAAGAAUUCCAAUCCAGAUUCUAAUUCCCUCUCGGAGACUUCUGCCGUAAGAGCAGAAUCUAGUUUGCCAUCUCAAGAAGUGGUGGCACACGGAAAUGCUCAGGAAAAACUGAGUAACAAUAAUCACAGCGUACACAGGUUAAGUAACGUUGACUGUAAACAUCAGCCCCAUGACAAAAGGUCAUCCUAUGAUCCGAGACAUAAGACUCCGGAACAUAGGAAGGAUGCUGAACAACAAAAACUUUACACCAAAUAUCAAGAACCUGCAAGAAUAGAACGACAGCGUAAGCCCGAUUCACUUGAGCAAAGGAGCGAGGAAGUCAGAAAACUCAUUGAAAAGCCUCUGCCGCCACCUAAGCCACGCCCGGAAAUUCAGAAGGAGGAAUAUAUUGCUAAUAUGUUAAAACAGUCACACCAUCCCAAGUACAAUCAGCUAGAUAAAUUACAAGCAUCGCCUCAGAUGUUCCAGAAAUCAGUGCCGUCCAAACCAGCACCGAAUCAGCACUCAAUGCACGGAGUUUCUCAGAUAUUAAAGGACAUUUCAAAGAACGGUGCAUCACAACAAUCUUCAAUGAAUAAUGUGGACGAUUAUAAAACAGAGAAACGGUUGCGACACGAUGGACCGGAGCGCUCGUUCUCGGGAGUGCAGCAGCCCUUGUUGCAAACACCGCCAGGGAAGCAUAAGUCACUAUUCAGUCCAGAAAAAGCACCAACGUCGAGAGACAUGCACUCUCAGAGGCCAAAGUCUAAGCAGAAAACGCCACCAACGGCAGCUAAAGUUCCUAAACAAGAGCGAUUAGAUCCCUUACCAAGCCCUCUGAACAUUGUAUCGCCAUUCGCAAGUCCACCAGGUCCUCAUCAGCAGGAUCCCUCGCCGUCGAAAAGAUUAUCUAAUGAUGCGAUCUCUAGUUCAAAUAAGAGGCAUAGAACAUUAAGCACCAGCGAAACUGAUCAACAACCUAAGAUCAAAACUGAAGAGAUAUCCGGUUUCGAUACUAUGAAGAUGCUCGGACGAGUUCCUGACCUAAUACAACCCUUUAAGGAUAAUCCGACACCUACAAAUGGCAGAAGUACCUCAGUGGCUAAUGAUUUAAAGCCUCCAGAGUUAAUAAAGCCAUUCGAGCCGGAACCAGUUGUUCACCAAGUGGCUGCUACAUCUCAAAGUACCAUUAGACAGCAGCAACAACAAACAUCAAUGAAUGGAUUAGAAUCGGGUAUUAUUAAGCAGGAGCCCCUUAUUACCAACGUGAAACAGGAACCUGUAAAUAGUGAGUCAACCGGUGUUGUGGAACAUUCGACACAGGUGAAAUCAGAGUAUCUGUCAUCUAUAAAAUCUGUUCAAAGCAUAAAUGCCCUUCUACAAGAACCGAUUGCACAAAUUCCUUCGUUGCUGCAAGGUGUACAAUUGACUCCAAUAGUACAACAACAGCUUCAACGACAGCAUCGUCUUCAACAACAAAAGCAGCAGGUGCAUAUGUCAUUGCAGACAUUACAGUCUCAAGAACAAGUUCCAAUACAGUCGCAGUGUGUAUCGUUACCAGCAGUCAGUGACUCCUCAAUUGCUUCAACGGUGGACAUCAGUGUUUUAAAUACACCAGUACAAGCCGCAGGAGCUUCGGCGGCUCCAGCAUCGAUGCCAAUGGAGAUGAGUAAUCUGGUUGCCGUCGUCGAGGAGAAAAAGUCCGAGCAUCACAAAAGUGAAAAGAAAAAGAAGAAGGAGAAGCACAAACAUAAAGAUAAAGAUAAGAGUAAAGAGAAACACAAGCAUAAACACAAAGAUAAGGAUAAAGAGAAGCACAGAGACAAGGAAAAGAACAAGGCCGAGGUCAGUGGCGAGGGUGUAUUUGCAGCGGUACCAAUCAGAAUAACCAUACCCAAGGACAAAAUAAAUUUGAGUGGUACCGAGUCGGGUGCAGUAACUGGAGGAAAUACAGGGCACCCGGAGAAAAAUAAAUCACCUCAGGGCACUGGAUUAAAGAUCAAGAUUCCUAAGGAGCGCCUUAAGGGUGCUGAUGGCGUCUCUGGUUCAACAGGACAAUCUGUUGUUCAGGCCCCUCUGAAAAUUAAGAUACGAACCGACGCGAUAUCAAGGAGCAGCACCUCCAGUAGUGGGCUUCCUGGGAAUCUUGGUGCUGGCGGUGGACUAGAAUCCGCAUCGGAGAAUCGGAAGAGAGAGCGUGAUCGAGAUUGUGAGUCAACUUCAAGUCCUACGCUGGGUGGAGGCCCCCCAAACAAGAAGCACACUCAAGGUGGUAGUGGCAGUAACAGUAGCAGCGGAGCGCAGCGACCUGGGGAGCGACAAAACGGCCGACACUAUAGUUCAAGCAGUAAUAACAAGGUACGUGGAGGCGGGAGAGUGGCUCGUCAGUUUUCCCCACGGGUUCUACGCGCUCAGCCAUCCCUUUAUGGCCAAUCACUUCGCGAUAACUAUUAUCAGCACGUCACCGCCCACGAAUCAGACUCCUAUAAUAGUCACAACCUGAGAAAUCCCCAACAUUCAAUUCAUCCUCCUCCACCACUUCGUGACAUGGGUUAUCCUCACGGAGCCCGUCCAGCUCAGUCUCACCAUUCGCAGUCGAGUGAACCUUAUUUCUUUGCCAAUUAUCAUACAACCUCUAUAUAUAAUCAUUCUAAUUACGUUUAUGAUUCUGCUAUGUAUUAUCAGCAUUACCAGCAACAAUACCCCAUUUAUCCGUCUGCUAACGUAAUAAUAACACCGGAUGGUGCCAUAGACACAUCCGUUCCACCCCCUACUCUACCAUCUAAUAUUCGACAACAAAAUCAAACGGAUAAAAUUCAGAUUGUUCAAACAGAAAUUAAUAGCCCUCCUCCGUUACCUAGUGGACCGCCACCUAAUUCUCCACCACCGCCUCCUCCCCCGGAGUAGAUUCGCUGAACUAGACUCCUAUAUUAUUACUUUAGUAGACUCUGUAGACAUUAUUCUGUCGUAGUUCUUACUGUAAUGUUUACUUGUCAUCUUUCGCCCAUUAACGAUACUGCCCAAGGCUUCAAAAAAAUGUCUUUGAUUUUCUUUUCUAACUUACCAAGUUCGUUUCUUACGUUCACUAUUUUAGUUUAUUUUUCCAGUGAUAACUAUCUUCUAUUCGUAAACUGUCGAUUCUAUUCUUCAAAUUACUAAGGACUCACACUUAGUUUUCUUAUGUUUACUUUGUAAGCAUUCAUUCUAUACUUUAUGUUUUAUUAGCACUCAAUUAGCCUCAAAGAAAUUGAGAAGAAAUCAAGAUUGAUUUCAAUUAUCAAUAGAUUUCUUGAGAUUCGAUUGACGAUCAAAUGCUUUUACGAUCGAUCUGAAAGUCUCAAAUAUAGUGAUAAUUUUAUUCGAAGAGAAAGAGAAAGCUGUGAUUCGUUUCGCAAAGAGUCAACUAUGGUAUUUGAAAACUGAAUAUAACAUAACAUUGACGGCCGGAUCGUUCGUUCUUACUGUGUGUUUGAAAUGACUGAUCUAAUUGUACAAUGAAAACAUUUUCUUAAAACGUGAUAACGUAAUUCUAUUUCUUUGUUCUUAACUAUUCCUUCUUCCAAUGCAUCUUACAAGUAUAGUAUGUAUACGGGUAGAAUGUUCUGAGCAUGUGAUUAAUUAAGUAUACCUUUUUUGAUGUCAACGCAUUAGCUGGCAAAUGAACUCGAUCUUUCGGCUUCAAUUCUAUCUUUUGUUGUUUUUAUUUUGGCCUCCUCUUUUUACCUACUCACUUGUAUAUUCUCUUCCGUGUGUAGAUCCUUAUCCACAGUCUACGGUAUUGUUAAAUUAUGUUGCUAAGAAAAAAAAAUACUUGUAACGGAUCAAAGAAAUUGGACGCGAUAUAUUGUAUGAGUUAUCUGAGAGACGUUAUUGUGUUAUCGCUUUAUGAUGUUAUGUUCAAAGUGGGAAAACGUGUCUUAGUUUAGAUGAGAAAUGAAAAAAAUUGACUCCAUUUGCAUGUGCAUCCAUUACUUUACAUCGGGAUGGUAAAGAAACUUCAUUUAUUUGACGUACAUUGAAGUAAGAAAAAAAAUUAUUGCAGAAAAACGCACCUUAUUUUGUAACGAAGACUUUUUUUCGUGGUACUGUUGCAAAGACAAAUUUCUCCACUUCAAAAUUCAUAUUAGGUUUUAUCUGAAGCAGAUUUUUUAUUUCUCCUUGUUUGACGAUAGUUUCGAAUAAGAUUCAAAUAUAAUUUAUAUAUGUACAUAGUAUCGAUACCUAUAAUUGUAUGCUUAUAUAUGGUAUACCUACAAUUUAAAUGUAUGUAUGUGCACGAGCAUAACGAUAUACAAAAUUGAGAAAAAGGAAAUGAACAAAAAAGAAAUUUGUAACGUUUCCCACGGUAUAAUUUUCACUUUUGACGGGUGAUAGGGUCCUGCUUACAGGAUGAGUAAGGAUAAAAUAAAUUUUAAAAAAGUAGAGAAUAUCAUGAGAAUUAUAAAAUAUAUAGCAAUAGCAUGGAAUUAACGAUUACACGCCUUUGAAGAGAAUGAGAAUAUUUAACUCAGGAAUCGAAAAAGAAUUUCCGAUAUGUUCUAGCGCUCUGUGGUUAUAAAGUGUGUAUUUAUAUACCGUUACUGUGCUGUUGCCAUUUAUAAUUGUUAUUACAAUAUUACUAUUGCCACGGAGGGCACAAAUACCACUGUGCUACUAAAUAUUGUUGAUCUAUUUACUGUAUAAUAACUAUUAUCACUCGUACUACAAGUUCUAUCGCUAAAUCUAUUACUUAUUUCUAUACACAUUACAUUUAUUAUUCUGUUUACGGUCUACUGUCCCUAAAAAAGUGGUCUGUAAUUUUGAAUUUCCCCUGAGCUCUUUCUAAACAAUCACGCCGAAGAGGGAAGGCUCCCAGUCGUCUGUUUCGUUUACCGCGCAAGUUACUUGCGCUCUAUCGAACUCUCGGUCUAUUACAUAGAGUGGGCGCAUUCCAUAAGACAGCACUCUCUAAUAUAAUCCAACCGGACCCCCGCGUGUGCCAUCUUGUGGAGAGUUGACUAUACUACUGUAUUCUACUUCUGCUAGUAGUAUUGUAGUAUCACUAUUUUGCUAUUCCUGCUAUUAUUGGCAGAAACAUGUUUAUUUCUCAAAGUCUCUUAAACACUUCUUUUAUAUAUUUGUGCGGUCGAGUACUUUUCUCAUUCUCAUUUACAGUUUUACAUGUAGUUCAUAUUUUAGGAAAGAUUUUGUAAUUUCGUUUUGUAAUUAUUCAACUUGAAUCACUGCUCAUCUAGGGUGCGUUCACACUUGUUGUGAAUGUUGAGUAGAUUGUUAUCUCUUUUUUGUCAUAUAUUUCAAGAGAUGCAACGAUUUUUGGAGUACUUGCAAUAAGUUUGGAAAUCCAACUUCCAAGUCGUUGCCAGGACUCUUACUGCCAUUACUACUAUAUUACCUCGGUUUUGUUAGCUGAAACCCAUAAUAGCAGUUUCUAGAUCGUACCUUAUUUAAAUGUAUUUUUUCAAAAAUCAAUAAUUAAGCUUCGGCUUAGCCAUUUACUGGGGGACUAAUACACGCUGUAUCCUGAAUUAAGUCUGAAACAUGCUAAAAGUACAUAAUAAUAGAAACUAUGGUUUAGGAAAAUGCGUUCAAAUAUAGAGGGAACGCGAGAAAGGAAAACUAAUGGAAAUAGUCAGAUAGUGUAAGGACACACAAGAGUUCAUAGUUUAAUUAAUCACAAACAAAAAUCUGUGACAGCAUAAGCAACUGAAAAGCAACUUCUCUCCCUGAUAAUCCGUUCAAAUUAUUCUUCAAGCUUUUUAACCUUUUGUAAAGUCACGCGACGCUAGAAAAGGCGGGACCUGUAAGGAGAUAGAAAAGAGACCUGGAGAAGAUUCAUGAAAUAUAAUUAAAUCUAUAGGAAGACAAAAUAAUUGCUAAGGUAAAAAAGAAGCCCUUAGGCUGGCUAAGAGAGCACACGUUGGAAACUUUUAAAUGGGGGUUUGUAAUCAUAUACAUGAUCAUAGAAUGCUUACUCAUAUCAUAGAAUCACAAAUAUAUUAGAUUUUAUACUAUCGUGAGAUCAGUUCGAUAAAGCACGAAAUCCGGGAGACUUGUAAGAAACGACUAAAAUGAAAAAAUAACCGUAAGUCUAUUUUUUAGCCCUAUCCCGCCUCACCAUGCCACGUUCCGGCCCUCAACAAAUAUGUAACGCAGAAUUCAACAUUAAUGCAAUCUUUACCACACAAUGUAUCUAUUCUGCGUGUCGCGUAUGGUGUAACUUCUUUGUUACAUCGACUAAACGGAAUAUUUUCGAGCGAUACUUGUUACUGCAUUGUAGAAUGAAUGUAUGGAUUUAUGAAUGUGUGUUCGUGCGUGUGUGUUAUAUCGGGAUUAUAAAUAAAAGCGAUAUAAAAAAAUGAAGAAUAGACAAGAUUACUUUAGUGCUUCAUUGAAUAAACAGUUUUUUGGAUAAUACACUGCCACGUAAGUUGCCAUUGCCUCGUUAUCGUGUCGACCUAUUUUUCGGUUAUGGACAAUUUUCUAGCGCUAGUGCUGAAGAAAUAAAACCUCGCAGAGUAGUAACUGGUUGUGGUGAAAUUCGUGAUUUUACUGAUCGAUCAUGUCGAUGACGGAAGGAAAACAUCGUACGCGACACGUCCAAUAAUCUCUCAGUAAAUAAAAGUUCUACUGAAAGAAAA